GAUCGCCUGACUAAAGCAGAUGUAUCUAAUAAUGUCUAAUCCAUCUCUAAUUCCAAAUAUGGCUUUCCCCUCUCUGUUGCUCUUUUCUUCCUCUCCUUAGGACUGCUCUGAAUGACAGCCUGCCUGAACUCCAGGUGGCCCCGUCACAGCCCCAGACUCCCUUGCACCAAUUUAAUAACACACGCAGCAACCUCGUUGGUAAGACAGAGACAAUCAGAAGCUUUUUGCAAGCUGAAGACGGAGUCUAGUAGCCUAUCCGGUUCUAUCGCUCCCUUGUCUUUCCAACAAAUUGAACGACAGGUUUUGCAGGCCUAAUUAUUUCUCGGGUAAUCAAUCUAGUCUUCUAUCAUUUCAUCUCUCCGCCUCACUAAACGCAAGCCUAUUUCCCCAUUCCCUCCUCCAUGCAAAGGAAGUAGCUCCUAGCUUCUAACCCACACUAAUGAUCUUGCCCUUGAUUGAUAUUAAGCAAAAGGAGACAUUUCAAGACAGGGCACGUCAUCUUCAAUUCCCAAGACCUGGAAUUGUCACUCUAAUGUUAGUGGACCUAAAAGUCUGGAGCCCCAGAAGGACGGAGAAGCCUGCUUACCAUGACGUGCCCCACCUUUCACGCUAUUCACCAGACCUGGAGGGCACCUGGGUCACGGGGGACAAGGAAGGCUUCAAAGCCCAGGAAGACAUGCAUCCAUGUCCUGAAAGCACAAGUAGAACUGCGAGGACCACACUGUGGCCGGAAGACAGGGCUCUCUUCCCACACACUGAGGUCUCCCGGCAGAGCUCUUCCUUCGCUGCCAUGCCAGCCUGUCAAGUUAAUGACCUCAGAAUCCCGGACCCCUCCUUGAUGAAACACUUAGCUGUACCCGUGCCAGCCAGGCUGCUGGUCUGUUUCUGCGCAGUGAAUAACUUCAUGGCCCCUCAUGGGGGCGCCGGCCCAGCCCCGCACCUGGCCCUCCGGCUGGCCGCGGGGGCGGGAGCUGCGGGCCUCGCCCCAGGCCCUCGGGCCGUGCAGCUGCCCCACGCGGCGGUCCCGGGGCAGCCUCGCCCGGCGCGGGUGAGGGGCGCGGGCUCGGGCUCCCCGCGCGUGCGGGCUCCGCACACCUGCCGGCCCGCGAGGUUCAUUAGGCGGCGCCUGUGCAGCCGGGCCGGGCAGCCGCGGAGGGAGUCCGGGCCAUGGGACCCACCCGGGAGCCCCGCCAGGAACCGCGGGGUGAGCGCCUGGGCUGGUCUGGGGGGCCUCUGGCCACACGGCCAGUGGGUGUCAGCCGACUCUAGAGCUUGGGGAGGCCGAGGGGCUGGGGUGGGCCAGGUGCUAGGGAGGCCCACGGCGCCGCACCCUCCAUCCUUGGGGUUGGAUCACUCUCCACGUGGAGGAGAAAACGCAGGCCCGGGAGUCCCAGGACCAUUCUGGUCUAGGUUCCGACACCAGUCACCUUUCUUACCUGGGCGUAUCACUGUAAUAUGUCGCAUUUCUCGAGCACCUGCUGUGUACCAGGUCAGUGCCUGCUGGCUCUCCACAGGCCAGGAAGGUGGAGGCAAGCCCCUGGCUGCUGGGCUGAAGGAGGAGAAACCACUGCGGAGUUCAGCCCCCGACCCUCAGGGUGCCCCGGAUGAGGAACCACCCCUCUCCUGCGCUGUCUCCUGGGAGAAGAAGCCGUCAGAGGCCCCUGGAGAACUAACUGGGGCUGAUGCUGGGAGAGUGUGCCAUCCAACUGGCUCGGGGGCUCUCCACAAAGACAGAACUCUGGCCCCACCUAGGCCCCAGCCCCAGGGGGAAGGCUGCGCCCUCCCGGUGAGAGAGGUGAAGCCAGGGAAGAGGCCCUGCUCUCCAGCCCCCAAUAAGCAGAAAAAGCCUAAUGCCGUGGGUUUGGCCUCCACAUCAUCUCCUGGUGCCACUAACUCAGCCCAUGGCACACACAACCCAGUGCCUUGUGGGUCAGGCCGGGGACCUUGCCAUCUGUCCAACCUCCUCAGCACAUUGGCCCCAAACAGCCACCACACAGACCAGAAGAAGAGGCCCCCAGAAGUGCCCUGCCAAGUUCGGAAAAAGACUCGAACACUAUACCGCUCAGAUCAGCUGGAGGAGCUAGAAAGGAUCUUCCAAGAAGACCACUACCCAGACAGUGAUAAGCGCCGGGAGAUCGCCCAGACGGUGGGGGUCACCCCCCAACGCAUCAUGGUGUGGUUCCAGAAUCGCCGGGCAAAGUGGCGAAAAGUGGAGAAACUGAAUGGGAAGGAGAAUAAGGACAGUCCUGCAGGGCCCGCCCCUACCCCUGCCAGCAGUCAGUUCAGCUCUGCAGCUGAGCUGCCACCGACUGUGCCCAUGGACCCAGAGCCUGGUAUCUUCCCUCAGGUGGCCCCUCUGGAUACUCUUCCAGAGCCGCCCAUGCUGCUGAUGUCUGACCAGACCCUGACCCCAACCCAACAGAGUGAGGGUGCUCAGAGGGUGGCGGUGACCCCACCACUCUUCAGCCCCCCACCGGUUCGAAGAGCCAACCUUCCUUUUCCCCUCGGCCCUGUCCACACCCCCCAACUGAUGCCUAUGCUGGUGGAUACUCCUGACAGUGACAGCAGCCACAAGAAUGGCCCCUGUGGGUCCUGGGGGACAAGUGUCACGCCACCACCCACUUGCUCAUACUUGGAAGAGCUGGAACCCCAGGACUACCAACAAAGCAACCAGCCGGGACCGUUCCAGUUCCCCCAGGCUCCACAGCCCCAGUUUUCAUACCUGCAUCCCUUCCCCUUCCACGUGCCCAGUUCACUGACACCUCCACUGCCAGAGGACUCUCUUUUCACAUUGCCUUAUGGCCCCAAUGGGGGUACCUCGCAGGGCUACUUCCCAGGUCCUCCAUCAGGGCAGAUCCUGCUGCAGCCACCUGCUGGGAACAUGAGUACAGUCCCCUGGAAUGACCCCUGCUUGCCAGAACUGCCCUUCCCCGGUCCCUUCUGUCCACCUGCUCUGGGGCACCCCCCAGGAGGCGAUGGCCACUUCUCCGAUCUUUUUCCAGCUUCCUGUGCUCAGGUUACGAGCAGGCAGCCUUCUCCAGGUCUCACCCGGCUGCCUGAAGGGGCCAGACCAGGAACUGGGCCUGUACUCGGCAAGGCCCAAGAGGAGCAGCCUGCUGUCUCUGUGGAGCAGCCCUCGGCACCCAAGGAGGUUCGAGAGGAAGACAAGAACAGCCAUAGCCCCUAGUCAUGGGGCUGAGGAGAGAAAAGAGGCUGCUCCGUGAGAGAGUGUUGGGGUGCCAGUGGGGAGAUGGCAGUUGAAGUGUUAGGAACGACAGUGGAUUCUGUUGCCUGGGGUGGAAGUCGGUGGAUUCCCCCUGUGUGGGCUCAUGUUGCUGGACACUGAUUGGAGAAGGAAGAGGGCUGGCCCUGCCCUUUUCUCCACACCUCUUUAUGGUGGUCCUGAAGACAGAGGAUGGCUGUAUUACUUCUGAAUGUUUAUCAGUUUGUGUUGUUUCCUUUCCUUGCUAGACAAAUGAGCCAGAGUGUCCAUUGUAAGCAAUAAACUAGUCUACUCUU
This is a messenger RNA of Diceros bicornis minor, 3519 nucleotides long. RefSeq names its product NOBOX oogenesis homeobox (gene NOBOX). The coding region runs from base 440 to 3187 and encodes 915 amino acids. Gene Ontology annotation, molecular function: DNA-binding transcription factor activity, RNA polymerase II-specific; RNA polymerase II cis-regulatory region sequence-specific DNA binding. Gene Ontology annotation, biological process: regulation of transcription by RNA polymerase II. The record is from RefSeq and is a predicted model, not a curated record. Lineage: Eukaryota; Metazoa; Chordata; Mammalia; Perissodactyla; Rhinocerotidae. The transcript has 10 exons.